Messenger RNA from Corticium candelabrum, 764 nucleotides. Its product is annotated as ribosomal RNA large subunit methyltransferase E-like. The record is from RefSeq and is a predicted model, not a curated record. Gene Ontology annotation, molecular function: rRNA (uridine-2'-O-ribose)-methyltransferase activity. NCBI's taxonomy places the organism in Eukaryota, Metazoa, Porifera, Homoscleromorpha, Homosclerophorida, Plakinidae. The transcript is spliced from 10 exons. Gene Ontology annotation, biological process: RNA methylation. Bases 10 to 753 code for a protein of 247 amino acids.
UCAACGCUAAUGUAUGCUUGGCGCAGUUUGCGUUUGGGUAGAAAAAGUAAUCCGACACAGUCACUGUGCUGGGUUGUGCAUCGUUACUAUGUGAAAGGCAAGACAGCUAGCUCAAGCAGAUGGCUGGAACGCCAACAUAAGGAUAGGUAUGUAAGGCUUGCGUCGCAAGACAACUACAGAAGUCGAAGUGCUUACAAACUCAUCCAAAUUGAAGAUAAGUUUUGCUUCUUGAAGAAAAACUCUGUUAUUGUUGAUCUUGGUGCAGCACCCGGAGCGUGGUCGCAAGUUGUAUCUGAGAGAGUCAAUUUGGAUGAUGCAGCAGAGUCAUCCAGAAUCAUUGCUGUGGAUGUGAAAGACAUUAAGCCAAUCCCUGGUGUCACAAUUGUGUCAAAUGCUGAUGUUCUGCAAGCAGAAACGUUAACUAAAACCAUGGCUGCAAUGGCUCCUUUUGUGCAAGCUGAUGUCAUUCUGAGUGACAUGGCACCAUCUGCGUCAGGAAACCAUUCAUUUGAUCAUUACAGGAUCAUGGAGCUUGCAAGGGCUGCAUUGGGCAUCAGUCUGUCUUUGCUGCCGUCUAACGCUGGCGUCUUUUUGUGCAAGAUCCUGGAAGGAAGAGAAAAGAAAGAGUUUACAGCGCAGUUGAAAAGACACUUUGAAGUUGUCAGAGAGUUUCGACCGCCAGCAUGCAGGCAGAACUCGUCGGAGCUCUACGUAAUUGCGUGGAGUCGCUUGAAGGUUUCUAACACCAAUUAAGACUGUUGAAA